UUUUACCCACUAAAUUUUGCAAGCGUAUGAGCUGCGUACCCUGCCUGGACGCGCAGCUUACAGCUGUUUUGCUAUCUUUUGUGCAUAAACUAAAGUGAAAGCGCAAAGUAUUUCGCAAUAGAAAUCAUUCCAAGUCCAGAACCACUUAAGAAUUAAGAAGAUGGCCACAAACGCUCCUCUUAUUAUGCGAAUAAUGGCAUUGUCCAUUAACACUGCCAAACGCGCCGGCGUCAUCAUACGCGAUGUCCUCAAGCAGGGCGACCUGGGCAUUGUCGACAAAGGCAAAAAUGAUCCACAAACAGAAGCUGACCGUUCUGCACAACGAUGCAUUAUCGCAUCGUUGGCAAAGAAGUUUCCCAGCAUAAAGAUUAUUGGUGAGGAGGGCGGAUCCGAUUUGAAUGUGUGCGAUGAUUGGUUGGUCGGCGAACAGGAUGAAGCAUUCCUUAAGCAAGACUGCCCGGCGGAUUGGAAAGAUGCACAGCCUGAGGACUUUGUAAUAUGGGUUGACCCACUAGAUGGCACUGCAGAGUUUACACAAGGAUUUGUGGAACAUGUGACAGUGCUCAUUGGCAUAGCUGUAAAGAACUCAGCUGUAGGUGGCAUUAUUCAUCAGCCAUUCUAUAAACAAUCCAGCGGCGAGUUGGGCCGUACAAUUUGGGGUCUCAAAGGCUUAGGCACUGGUGGAUUUACGGCUGUGAAACCGCCAGCAAAUGAAUUUAUUAUCACAACCACCCGCUCGCAUUCCAAUGCAUUGCACCAGAAGGCAGUGGAUGUAUUCAAUGCCAGCAAAGUGCUUAAGGUAGGUGGGGCCGGCUUUAAGGUGCUUCAAUUGCUUGAAGGUAAAGCACACGCCUAUGUAUUUGCUACGCCCGGUUGCAAGAAAUGGGACACUUGUGCACCGGAGGCUGUGCUGGAGGCAAGUGGCGGCACCCUGACCAAUAUUAAUGGCGACCAUUACGAAUACCAUGAAAAUGUGGAGCAUGUCAAUCGACGUGGUGUGCUCGCCAGCAGUGGCGAGAAUCACCAAGAGCUGGUUGAGAAAAUCCCGGUAGAAGUACGACAGGCCGUAGGCGCUACACAGACGUAAUCAGUAAUCUACUUUUAUUUGUUUGU
Drosophila hydei is the source of this 1113-nucleotide messenger RNA. Its product is annotated as 3'(2'),5'-bisphosphate nucleotidase 1. Gene Ontology annotation, molecular function: 3'(2'),5'-bisphosphate nucleotidase activity. The record is from RefSeq and is a predicted model, not a curated record. NCBI's taxonomy places the organism in Eukaryota, Metazoa, Arthropoda, Insecta, Diptera, Drosophilidae. Gene Ontology annotation, biological process: phosphatidylinositol phosphate biosynthetic process. The coding region runs from base 161 to 1087 and encodes 308 amino acids. The transcript has 2 exons.